Alternaria triticimaculans is the source of this 1032-nucleotide messenger RNA. RefSeq lists its product as uncharacterized. The record is from RefSeq and is a predicted model, not a curated record. The transcript has 4 exons. The coding region runs from base 1 to 1032 and encodes 343 amino acids. Lineage: Eukaryota; Fungi; Ascomycota; Dothideomycetes; Pleosporales; Pleosporaceae.
AUGGCAGGCAUGGUCGCUAAGUACGCCAUGAAGAAGGCGUUGGGCAAGGAGAUGGAAAAGUACAAGUCCAAGGACGUAUCUGGACCCUACGACCCCUACUACGCAUUGCAGCCAGACCCAAAGAGGCCCCACAAGAUGAAGAAAGUCAAGAAGGACAUUCCCAACUACAUUCCCGAGAAUGAUUGCGUUGUCCUAGCCAAGGCCCGCAAGUCCGCAUACAGGCUCGACUACGCUCUUUUUACCUUUAUGGGAAUCCGAUUUGGCUGGUCUUCUGUCAUUGGCCUUGCCCCAGCCGUGGGCGACGCCGCAGGUUCCGCCUUGGCCCUGAACCUCGUUCGCAACAUGUGCAAAGUGGAAGGCGGACUGCCAGCCAGCGUCCUUAUCAUGAUGCUGUUCAACGUCGCCUUUGACUUCCUCAUCGGCCUUGUUCCCUUCAUUGGCGAUCUUGCCGACGCAGCUGUCAAGGCCAACGGCAAGAACGUGCGCCUUCUUGAAGAGCACCUCGACAAGCUCUACAAGCCCAAGGAGCUCGCAGACAGAGAUUCCAAGCUCCCCAGAGAACGACGCCCGCGCCCUGCUUCUGUCUACGUCGACUUUGACGAUGAGAUUGAUGAGCGACGCAACACCUUUGAGGAUGACCAUGACGAUGUUCGCCACCCUCAACGUUCCUACGGUGGAGGACGUGUUCACGACGAAGAAAUGGGUGGACGAACCUCGCGCCCCGGCGACCCCGAACCCAUCGUCAUCCUCCCCUUCUACUUCCAGGUCAUUGAGAACUGCCUCCCGGACAACACCAUCCAGGCCCGCGGUGUAUACAAGAAUAUGGAUUACGUGUGGGCCUACACUCUAGCCAAGGGCCGUACUGUCCAGGUUGACCACGGCAUCGGGGGAUACCCUUUUACGUUCCUGAUCGAACCGUUCGAUUACAAAAAUAGUAUCCUACACUUCACGUACGACAACGGCGAUGAUUUCCACUGCGAUUGGAACGACAGCGAGUCGUGGAAGCGUUGUGGCGAGUGUAGGACGGGGUAA